Molecule: messenger RNA, 4115 nt
Organism: Calypte anna (Anna's hummingbird)
Lineage: Eukaryota; Metazoa; Chordata; Aves; Apodiformes; Trochilidae
Gene: CDON
Product: cell adhesion associated, oncogene regulated
Exons: 20
Coding region: 202-3882 (1226 amino acids)
Biological process (GO): nervous system development; cell-cell adhesion; axon guidance
Cellular component (GO): axon; plasma membrane
Molecular function (GO): protein binding
Source: RefSeq, a predicted model, not a curated record
GGAGCGGCGGGUCCGGGCCGGUCGGCGGUGGAUGGAGGCUCCAGACCGCCGGGUCUCCCGCCCCAGCCUGGAAUGUCCUGGGGAGCCGCCACCGAGAGGGAGCGGGGCCGCGGCGGAGGAGGAGGAGGAGAGGCGGCUGGCGAGAGCUGUUUCAGUGCCUCCUCUUAAUCCUCAGCCUUUCAGCCGGUGGGAGCUGGCGCUAUGCAUCCGCAUCCCGGGCACUUCCAGGCACUGCUCUGCAUCACUGCUCUCACCACUGCUCUCACCACUGCCACCAGGUCAGAUUUAACUCCUCACUUUCUCUCUGAGCCUUUAUCUACUGUCCAGAAGCCUGGUGGGCCCGUCCACCUCCACUGCUCAGCUGCACCCUCCACAGCUGGCCUCUCCUGGCUCUUUAAUGGGGAACCCCUGGCCAACAAGGUGGGAGAAGUGGAAAUCCAGUCAGGAUCUUUGACAAUCCUCUCCCUCAGCCUCUCCACCUCCGGGCAGUACCAGUGUGUGGCCAACAGCAGCACAGGUGCUGUCCUGAGCAGCCCUGCCACUGUCUCCAUGGCCAGUUUGGGUGAUUUUGCCCUGGCAGUGAAAGCUGCUGUCUCUGCAGAGGAGGGAAGCUCAGCUCUCAUCAGCUGCAAGGUGCCUGUAAGCCACCCAAAAGCACAGGUUCGCUUCCAAGUGCAGGGCAGAUGGCUGGAACAAUCAACAGACAACUACCUAAUUCUUCCAUCUGGAAACCUGCAGAUUUUGAAUGUAUCCUUAGAAGACAAAGGAUCCUACAAGUGUGCAGCCUACAACCCAGUUACUCAUGAUUUCAGAGUAGAGCCCACUGGACAGAAGCUCAUAGUCACACGUGAGUAUUCAGGCCCUUCCUCAGGUGGCUUCCACAUCCUGCACCCGCUGUCCCCCCAGAGCCUGGCAGUGCCCCAGCACAGCCCCCUGACCCUGGAGUGUGUGGUGGGGGGGUCACCCCCUCCUGCCUCCCUCCGCUGGGUUAAAGAUGGCCGAGAUGCCCUGAGAAGAGGCAGGUGGAAACUGCUGCACUCCCACCUGGUGACAGACAGGCUGGAGGCCUCAGACUCUGGGAAUUAUUCCUGCCUGGUGGGGAGUGGAUCUGGAGAAGUGAAAUACGUGAACUAUUCGCUGACUGUGCUUGAACCUGUCUCCAUCUCCAAGGGUCUGCAGGAUGAAACCACCACUGCUGGAGCCACCGUGACUUUUUGGUGUGAGGCCCAGGGAAGCCCUGCUCCCACCUGGACCUGGCUGCACAAUGCUGCUCCCCUCCUGCCCUCUCCCCGCCACCAGCUCCUGGGCAGCCGCCUGCGGAUCCGCGGGGUCACCCCGGGGGACUCGGGCUGCUACCAGUGCCUGGCAGGCAAUGGUCUUGGGUUUGCACACUCCACUGGGAGGCUUCAUGUCCAGACAGGCAAAGGCUCCAGGCCAGUUAUAGUCUCUCCCCCAGUGAGUGUCACCGUGAGGGACGGCGGGGACGUCACCUUCUCCUGCAAUGCCACUGGGCUGCCCCUUCCCCUCAUACGUUGGUAUGACAGCAGAGGACUCCUCCACCACCACCCUUCCCAGGUGCUUCCCUCAAAACCACAGCCCCUUCCUCUGGAUCCCACCUCCUCCUCCCUGUCCCAGCCGGGCUGGAGCUCCUUGCAUGUGAGGAAUGUGACACCCGAGCGUGCCGGGGAGUACAGGUGUGAAGCCAUCAACCAGCACGGCUCCACGGUGUCAAAAGCCUUCCUCACAGUUGUUCCUCCAGAAACCGCAGAGCUCCCCGUGGAGGUUGCUCAGAGGGAUGAGAGUGAAGGGGAUUUGGGUGCAGAAACGGCGUUUCCGAGCGUGCCUCCUGCCAGAUCCCCGCUGGGUGCAGCCCCCCCCGAGGCCCCCAUCAUCCUCAGCCCCCCACAGACCCUGAAGCCCGACGUGUACCACCUGCUCUGGCGCUCGGGGCGGGACGGGGGCUCCCCCAUCAACGCCUAUUUCGUCAAAUACCGAAAGCUAGAGGACAGCGUGAGCUCGGCAGGCGGCUGGCAGACGGUGCGCGUCCCCGGCAGUGAGAACGAGCUGCGCCUCACCGAGCUGGAGCCCUCCAGCCUCUACGAGGUCCUCAUGGUGGCCAGGAGUGCUGCUGGGGAGGGACAGCCUGCCAUGCUGACCUUCCGUACCAGCAAAGAAAGAACAUCGUCCUCGAAAAACACCCAGCCUCCCUCUCCCCCUCUGGGCCUCCCCAAACACUCUGUGGUGCAUGAAGGGACAAAUAAUUUUGGAGUCAUCCUCCCAGACCUGUCUCGACACAGCGGAGUGCCAGAAGCUCCUGACCGACCCACCAUCUCCACAGCAUCAGAAUCAUCUGUCUAUGUCACCUGGAUACCCCGAGCCAACGGGGGCUCCCCCAUCACUGCCUUCAAGGUGGAGUACAAACGCCUGGGCCGCAGCAGCGACUGGAUGGUUGCAGCUGACAACAUCUCUCCUUCCAAGCUCUCUGUGGAGGUUCGGAGCUUGGAGCCAGGAGAGAUGUACAGGUUCCGGGUCAUUGCCGUCAACACCUACGGGGAGAGCCCGCGCAGCGCGGCCUCGCGCCCCUACCAGGUGUCGGGCUUCACCGGACGCUUCUCCAACCGCCCCAUCGCCGGCCCCCACAUCGCCUACACCGAGGCCAUCAGUGACACCCAGAUCAUGUUGAAAUGGACAUACAUCACAUCGAGCAACAACAACACCCCCAUCCAAGGCUUCUACAUCUACUACCGGCCCACCGACAGCGACAACGACAGCGACUACAAGAGGGACAUUGUGGAAGGUACCAAGCAGUGGCACUUGAUAAAUCACCUGCAGCCUGAAACCUCUUAUGACAUUAAGAUGCAGUGCUACAACGAGGGGGGGGAGAGCGAGUACAGCAACGUCAUGAUCUGUGAAACCAAAGUCAAACGGGUGCCAGGAGCAUCUGAAUACCCCCUGAGGGACCUCAGCACCCUCCCAAGCCCCCCAGAGAGGGUUGGGGGCAGCGGGAGCAGCGCGUCCCAUGGCCCCGUGCGGAGCAGUGACAUGUUGUACCUGAUUGUGGGCUGUGUCCUGGGCGUGAUGGUCCUCAUCCUCAUCAUCUUCAUCGCCAUGUGCCUCUGGAAGAACCGCCAGCAGAACACCAUGCAGAAGUAUGACUCUCCUGGCUGCCUCUACCAAGGAGCAGAGCAGAUGCUGGAUUACACCACCCUGCCUGGCACCAGCCGGGUCACUGGCAGCAUCCACAGCAGCUUCCUGGGCAACGGCUGCCCCCACCUCCACCACCAAGUUGGGAAUGGCACCAAUGGGAUGAUGAAGGGAGGAUCUGGGCUCUACCCAGGGACCCACGUGGACUGUGAACAUCCCCACCAGCUCCUCAAUGGUGGGGGGCUCUACACAGCAGUGCCCCAGGCUGACCCCUCCGAGUGCAUCAGCUGCAGGAAUUGUCACAACAACAACAGGUGUUUCACCAAAACCAACGGCACCUUUGGCAGCACCACUCUGCCCGCCGUGCCCAUCGUCGCACCUUAUCAGCAGGAAGGGUUGGAGAUGAAACCUCUGAACCCCCACGUCAUGGUGGCCAUGUGCUUGGCCUCCAGCAUCCCGGAGUGCAGUGCCCAGCUGGAGGAGGAUGGCAAGGAGAAAAUAGAGCAGCCCUCAACCCAACAUUCCUGCUGUUGGGAGGGCAGGAACCACCUCUCCGGGGAUUGCACUGGUGGUGACAGCUGCGUGCACUCGGAGACAUCCAAUCCCAUUUUGAGCUGGAGUCCCCUCAUUCUGCACCCUCUUUCCAAGGACUGUAAGGAAAAACCAGGAUGGAAUUCAUCUGGAGUCAUCUUAAAUGGUUCUGGGGACCUCCGACAGCUCCAGCUGCAGGAGACCUGAGGGCAGGGACCUUCCUGUCCCCACUUUGACGCCAGGAACUGCACAGCGGAGUCGCUGCACCCAAGGGAGUGAUGGAGGGAUGUUAAUUAUAACAGAGAGAGUCACUAUUUAUUUUUUUGUAGUAGGGUCAGAUGAAUGUAUCUUGUUGUGAAAAACAAAACAAACCAAACAAGAUGGUUGCCUUUUUUAUAUUAUUUAUGCCUUGAAAUUCCCUUUUCCCACCUCCCACCAAA